UAGCAAGGACUCAAAUGAAGUGAUACAUAAAAAUCAGGUUUUCUGUCUUCUUUGAGCGCGACCGCCCAUCCGAGGACGAGCAGGCUUUCUGCGUUUGAAAUGUCGUCAUACUGGUGAUUCAGAGUUUUUAAGAGCUGUGCGCCUGUUGAAGAGGUCUGAAGAGGUGAAAACAGAAUCAGUGUAUAAGGCAGAUGGUCCCUCCAGCAGUUGCAUCGUCAGGCCUUCAGCACCACAUUUGUCAUCAUUAGAGCUCGUGACUCCUGCACGCUGCACUCACUCCACUGUGGUUUGCUUUGCAGCACCCCCCUCUGUGUGUGACAGGCUGUGACAGCCAGUCCAUUUAUGGAGAGUACACUCAUGGUAACUAUGGAAACAAGUAAACUGUGCAGGGGAAAUGGGAAGAAGAAGAGAAGAAUUAGAAGAGUUUGGACUCAAAGAGCAUCCAGAGAAUGCACUUAGAGAGUUUAUUUAGAGGUUGGACUUGUUUCUUUCUGCCAGCAGAGGAGAGCUGAUGUGAAGAAUGAUUUCUAUUUCCACAUCACAUCAAUGCAGGGCAACUGAAGUAAGGUGUUAAUGAGAAAAGCUUUACAGAGCUAUCAACAAAAGAUGACACUAGCACCAAGAUCAUCUGCUCACUCUGCUAAAAUGAAGACCACAAUGAGCACCUGGACUCCACUGAACCACCCACUGUCCAACAGCAAGGUGUUUGAAGAGAGGCGGAGCCUUCUAGCAAAGUGGUUUGACAGGUGGUCUGACAGCCAGAGGAGGGCGGUGCUGCAGGAUUUAGUGCUGAGCUGUUCUGUAGAUCAGCUGAUGUUCCUGAGUCUCAGUGUGAGCAGACGGCUCCCCCUGCAGGCCGCAGACUUCACAUGCGUGCUUCCCAGAGCCCUCUGCCUCUACCUCUUCUCCUUCCUGGACCCACGCAGCCUCUGUCGAUGUGCCAAGGUGAGCUGGCACUGGAAGAGCAUAGUGGAGCUGGACCAGCUGUGGAUGCCAAAGUGUGUUAGGCUCGGAUGGUACAUCAACUUCUUACCCUCACCAUUCGAGCACGGCGUCUGGAAGAGACACUACAUCCAGAUGGUGCAGGAGCUGAGACACGCCUUGUUGCAGAACACUGCAUCCCAGCAUCAGUUAUUGGCUCCUAAUUUAUCAGACAUCAGCGGUAGACCUGAAGAUCUGUCAGAGGUGGAUUUAGUCAGUGCAGAGCGUCCAGCAUCGAGCUCUCAGCCACUCAGAGGAACCUCCAGGAAAAAGCAGCUGACUUGCCCUCCACCAUGGAGAGACUCUGACAGAAACCCUAAAGACACGCUACGCUUCAACUACUUAGACAACACCGAUCCCAGUGACCAAGGACAAAUGAAAAUUCAAUCCUCAACCUGCCGAGCGAACACAUGGAAGCCAGACGUAGGGACUAAGACAUCACUCUCUGAGGCAAACUACAAACUACGCAAAGCCAAAUCGCUGAUGUUCCUCAGCUCCAACUGCAGGCCUCAGACUCCUCCAUCUCAUGAGACCCAGACUCGGUUUCUUUAUGACCACCCCAUCUCUAAUGACACCUCUGAGAACACGCUGCGCCUCGCCCAGUGGAAUGCUGGGAUCCGUCCAGGCCCGGUGAGGCCAGCGAUUCCCCGCCUUAGCGUGGAGGCGCUCAGGGCAUCUCAGCGCUCCCACCGGAGUGCUCCCAGUAAGCCGUUGUUUAAGGCAUGGACUGCUCCUACUUCACACGCGCAAGACAUAAGGUGAAGCACAUCGCCACCAUCAGGAGGAUGUCAGGAUUACAGCUUCAGAGCUACAGACUGUCAGUAGUGUAAUUAACUUUACAUGUAAUGAACUAAAAGGUUUUAUACCAGCACAGUACUGAGUGGAGAUUCAGCGAUAUGCAGAGAUGAUGGGAUUUUUAAUUUUAGAGUUGAAUUUUGCACUUGGAAAGAAAAAAAAAAGUCUGUUAGUCUGUUGCAUCAGCUGUACAUUGUUUGUGAUCAUGGUUAUACUGGGAAUUAUUUUAGGUAUUCAACAUUUUUAAUAAGGAUGUCUCAAAAUAACACAUAUUAUGGUGCUAUUUAAAAACCAGAAGAUGUUUUUUUUUCUUAAAGGUGCUCUACAGUUUUUAAACUCCAGAAAUGUUUGAUAACCGAGUCUUCAUUCCAUUUGUAUCUUGCAGAUUUUCCACAUAAAUUUCUAUUGAUGGAAACAGCAGUAGUAAUAUAUAUGUGGUUCAUGUCUUACAUAAAUUUGGUAUUUUGAACAUGAAUAAGCUGCAAUAAAUGAAAAAUAGCUAUAAAAUAGAUUUUGAUUAUCCAAAAAGUCCCUGAAGAGGAUCCUUAGCCCAAACAGCAAGGUCUAAGAACCUCAGAAGCCUCCAAAUGUCUUCAUUAUUUUAAAAAUAUUUAAAAAUUUAUAUUUGGGGCCCAAGCCUGGUAACAAGAAUUUCAUUCUUGUAUGUUUCUCCUGUAAAACAUUACAGCAUUCAGCCCCUGAUCUACUUCUGAACUACAAAUAUGAUUUUUGGCGUGCAUAUUCAUUAUGACAAAUCCCAACAGGAAGACCACCAGCUUCAUCUCAAUUUCCAGAUAAUGCCUCUUUUUGGAAAAUUAUUUAUUGAAUUCUGUCAUAGCUUUGGGGAACAUUAUUCUACGAUUUCUUUUUUCUUUUUUUAAUGCCCAGACAACAGUACAACACAGCCACAUGCAAACAGCUCAUCAUAGCGCCCUCUGUCUUGUGCAAGGAUGCCUUAGUGCCUAUGGGGAGCAUUUUAAUAUCUCGCCAAUUUCACAGGAAUUCUGAUAGGAAACACCUUAACGUCCCACCUUGUUUUAUGUUACGCUAUAACUAUUGGUCCUGCCCCGGUCACCCCUACAUACCUGCAUCUUCCUUUCUCAAAAUGCCGCCUACUGUUGACAGUGAGUACUACCGCAUAUACAAAGGGCAAUGUGCUCAUUGAUCUACUGGUCUCCCUGCCCUGCUGCAGCAAGCUGCACAGGUUGCUAACACCCAAGUAUCUCCAGAACAAAUAUGACCAAUAUUUGGUUGACACAUGGAGCAUCGUAAGACCUUCAAAAAAGCCACUUGGAGCCAUGUAAAAAAUCCCAACAGGAAGUCAACCAGCUUCAUCUAAAUUUUAAAAUAAGGCAUUUUUGAUGGUGUCAAAUGACUUUAACCUAUUAUAACUUCAUUAAAAAAUAAUCUGUGAUCUUCUGGUCCUACAGUAUCACACUGAACAUGCUCACAUGCAAACAUCUUUUUAUAGCGCUCCUAUUGACAACAAGAUGCAACACCAAUGGGUCAUAUCUUCAUUCCUCUUAUUGUGCUUAACCUAUUGAGCUCUGAUUUUGAAAGAAAGGCCCCACUGUUUGGCCACAACACAGAUAUGUUUCAUUGACGGAUGUCUCACUGGCGAUGGCGAGCAUUUCAAUAUUUUGCCAAUUUGCAGGAAGUAUUUGCAACUCACAUACCCAACAUCUGAUUGCCUUCAAAUUUCACAUGUAGGAUCAAGGCCUGCCCCUCUACAUAUUCAAAUGUUAAUUUCCUCGUCUUGAUGUAGCACCUCUACCGGCAACAGGAAGUGAUACAACUGGGUCAUUUCUUCAUUGGCGAGCAAUUCAUAAACACGCAUAAACACUGAAACACUUACAUCAAACUUCUGAUUUGCAUAAAGUCUCACAUGUAUGAUUAGGGUCUGCCCCUCUACAUAUUUAAAUGUGCAUGUUAAUAUGUAUUACAUGUUUUACUUAUGUACUACCCACUGCAAGGAAGCAGAAGCAUCUCUAACAUACAAUCUAAGGUCCUGUCAUUUUACAUGAAAAAUAACAGUCCAAGAAGGAUCAGCAUGCUUUCUGUGCUCUGCUGCAGCACACAGCAUAGGUUGCUUACACCCAAUAAUUCCCACACUUUCAUCUGGCUUAGAGACAUGUUAAAAAUUUUUUUUGGUGAGUUUGAGUUAAAAUGCUUUUUAAGUAAUGUUGGUCAUUUGAGUAUUUAUAACAUGCAUUUGGGUAUGUACUCUGGUUCUGUGGCUUAUCAACUUAAAAGAAAUGCUUUAAAACAUUUUUUACUCACUACAGUUGCUUUCAGCUAAAGGUUAAGAGGCCUCACACUGGAUGUUUUUUCAGGUCUGACUAGCAUCAUCCUUUCAAAGUUUGAGCCUUUGA
Molecule: messenger RNA, 4148 nt
Organism: Cheilinus undulatus (humphead wrasse)
Lineage: Eukaryota; Metazoa; Chordata; Actinopteri; Labriformes; Labridae
Gene: fbxo16
Product: F-box protein 16
Exons: 12
Coding region: 574-1743 (389 amino acids)
Molecular function (GO): protein binding
Source: RefSeq, a predicted model, not a curated record